AUGUCCAAAAAACAACUGCCCAUUUUCCAAAAGGUCUCAAAGCUCCUUAGGAUCUUCAUCUUCAUUGCCAAAGUGAGAAAACUGUCAUUUGAAAACUCAUUUCUCAGGAGGAAAUUACAAACCUCAAAGAAGUUGAAGCUUCUGAAGCAUUACAACAAAGGGUUCCGUGGAGAAUACCAGUUUUCUCCUUCUAACACUCCUCUCAUUCAUUACCACAGAAAGCAGCUCAUGAAGAGCAGAAGCCCUCAAGACAUAUACUCUCUGUUCUUCUUUCUUUGCAAAUGUUGGGGUUCUAGCUUGAGAGUUGAAGGAGAAGAUAUAUGUGGAGAUUUCACUAUGGAGACUCUUCCUCCUGCCACUGGAGAAGAUGACAAUGCAGUGGCUUUAUUGGAGCCGUUGGAUUGGGGAGAUGAAGAAGCUUCAAUUGACCUGCGGGCUCAGAUGUUCAUUGACAGGUUUUAUGAAGAAAUGAGAAUGCAGAGGCAGGAAUCAUUCUAA
This is a messenger RNA of Prunus armeniaca (apricot), 498 nucleotides long. The record is from the annotation of a GenBank genome assembly. Lineage: Eukaryota; Viridiplantae; Streptophyta; Magnoliopsida; Rosales; Rosaceae.